Molecule: messenger RNA, 1210 nt
Organism: Paramormyrops kingsleyae
Lineage: Eukaryota; Metazoa; Chordata; Actinopteri; Osteoglossiformes; Mormyridae
Source: RefSeq, a predicted model, not a curated record
UUAGUCCACAGAAAAUGGACGUAUCAAGCGAGCUGUUUUAUACGCCCGUACUGGUAGGUGGCGAGGUUACUUUGAGAGGAUUGCUGGAUUCGGGCUCCAUGUCUUGUACGUUAAGUGAAGAGGCAGAGAGGAAACUUCGAGCUGCUGGAGCCUUACCCAGUGCUCAGUUAAUCCCUGGAAAUGUGGUGCUUGUGGGCUGUGGGGGCAAGACGGCGUAUCCAAAGUGUUUUUACGAUCUUGAAAUUGAAGUGUAUGAGUCAAAGUUUGUUGUGCCUACUCUAGUUGUUCCAGGCCAACGAGAUGACUUCAUAGUCGGCACUAAUGUGAUUAAGUCAGUCCUUCAGAUCAUGAGGAAGAGGAAGGAAUACUGGGAGCUGAUUUCUUCAAAGAGCAGCGAUCCUGAUUGUGAACGCUUUUUGGAACUGUUGAGCUGUGUGUCACGGUGGGAAGCCCCAGGUCAGUGCGACAAGGUUGGCACAGUGAAGCUUGUGCGUAGUGUCACACUCCUACCGCAACGCGAACACCUAGUAUGGGGGAGACUCCCCGGUGAUGUUCCCGUGUCUCCUGGUAGCACAGUCGUAGUUGAGCCCACCUCGGCUCGCUCUACUCCACAGAAUAUUUUGGUGGGGAGGCUAGCCACCGCUAUGUGGGGUGAUCGCUGGGUCCCGAUGAGGAUCCUCAAUCCGACGCUGAAACCCAUUACACUGCGGCGAAAUGCUAAGAUAGCUGAUGUGUUCCCGUGUUUGGCAAUAGAGGAUUUGAACAUCACACAGGGAUCUUGUCGAACCCAAGCUGCUGGGCCCAGCCUAGAGCUAUCCGCCAGCGCGCUCAGUGGGCUUACUAGAGUGAUGAAUGAUGCUGGGUUGAGCGAUAUUGACUUGGACAGUUGUGAGGUUUCCCAGGCUGACAAAGCCAAGCUGGCGAGUCUGCUUUUAGAGUAUAGUGACAUUUUCUCGAAAGACUCCCUUGACUGUGGAGAGGCCAAAGACUUUGUUCACAGGAUUCACCUCACGGAUGACCGUCCUUUCCGGCUCCCCUACCGGCGUAUCCCACCGGCACACUAUCAGAAGCUAAGACAAGUGUUGAAUGAAAUGGAGGAGCGCGAAAUCAUCCGAAAAUCGAUAAUACUGGAGUCUCAGUGGACCAGGAGAAGGUUGAUGUUAUUUCGUCCUUUGAGAAAACUGAUUUGAUGGAGUCGGAUGGCUGCACC